AGCCUGAUGGCGUCUGCUGCUAGCAGUCGGCGGCAGCACCCGGGUCAAACAUGGUGGCAGCAGCCGGGGCUGUCACUGCCUGCAUACUGCUUCAGUAUCUGAUUAUUACUACUAAACCGUACACUAGCUAAUCCCCGCUGUCAAUAUCUAUCUGUCAACUACUGUCACUACCUUGAGCGGUCUCCGCGUUAUAUCGGACCGUAUCUGCACGUAUCUGUCUGUCAAAGCAGAAGGGUCUUUCUAUAUUCCUAAGCAACACCGAUAACCAGUGAGCAACUGUACUCUGUUAACACAAAGAGCAUCGGCCACAUUCCGGCCCGGGUAACAUGUCUAGAUAUGUAUGUGUGUGUAUGUGUGUGUGUUUAUCUUACACUUGUUUUGAAUGUUUUGAUUCCCCAGAGUACCAGCAGGCCAGUACAAAUCACUACACAGACAAAUCGUAUACUAACACCGCUACUGUCAGUGGCCACAGCACCAUCUCCCAUCAGCGGUCUUCGACACGGUCGACGGCAAGUGCCGGGUACGAUCACACCAAAGUGAAGGAGUACUACAGAAGACAUCAACAACACACCGGUACUACCGCCGAUCAGCAUCAUGCGUACAGCAGCAGCAGCCGUGAGAGCAGCAGGCAAACGACCUUCGAGCAUCGUCGAUCGUUGCGUGCCUCUACGGGCAGCAGCAGCUACCACCAUCUUCACAGUAGCAGCAGCCCGUACUAUUACGGUUCCAUGCAGGGGCUUGGCCACUUGAGCCACGGUGAAUCGUCGGGUCGUGAUGUAACAACCUCUUCAGACGUUGCGGCGAGACAGCGUCGCAACUACCUCUCUCACUACGACCGGUUGACGACGACGACGACGACCGGCACAACGAUGCGGAAAUCGCCGACCGUAGCGGACCAGCAGCAGCACCAGCAGCAGCAGGGUUUCACGAAGGUGGAGCGAACGGAAUGGCGUUCACGCGACUGGGCCCGCAUCAAGCGAACUAGCCCGACGGUGAUGCCACUUACCGAGACGAUGGAGGAUGAUACGGCGACAAGCGGCCGUCACUCCGUUGGUGGUGGCAGGGGCAGCAGUAGCGGUGGUGCCGUGCAAGCAACCACCAGCACAACGGAAUCGGCGGCGACUACGACUCGCGAAGAAUCCAAAUCCCAACGCACCGCCCAGCUUCAAGUGUCCACCGAGAUGAUGGACCGCACCACCACCACCACCGUCGGUGGUAAACGAUCCCAAACCUACCCGUACCACUACCGGAUGGACACGUUCGCAACGACGUUGUCCCGUGGCCACGACAGUCAGACAGUUCACAGCUCGCUCGAGAUGUACCAACCGAUCGUGCAGACGGUGUUGCGCGAUCGGCUGGUCAAGCGCGGCUCCAACCUGCUGCUGGUCUGCUCGUUCUGGGGCGUCAACUGUGAGAUCGAGUGGGUGCACAACUACACGAAGCUGAGCAGCGGGGCCAAGUAUCGGAUCUCGCGCCACCAGGGCAUGAGCAUACUGGAGAUCUACGACAUCACGCACCAGGAGGCGGGCAUGUACAAGUGCGUGGUGCGGAACGAUUGUGGCGAGGACGUCACGAACUGUUGCAUUCUCGUGCUGGACCACAUACGGCUCUCGUCGACGAAGCAAACCCGACCGGACCGCCACACGCUGACGAGACGGUUUUAGGCACUCCCCGCAGAAGUAGAAGUGGGAGCAGAAGCUGGAGUGUUUGUGUUUAGAUAGCACCAUUUAGUCCGUAACCGCUGCCUGUGUGUCUGUGUGUGUGUGUCAAAUUCCCAUCGAAUGUAUGUGUUUCCAUGUUUG
Messenger RNA from Anopheles arabiensis, 1802 nucleotides. RefSeq lists its product as uncharacterized. The record is from RefSeq and is a predicted model, not a curated record. The transcript is spliced from 2 exons. Bases 327 to 1664 code for a protein of 445 amino acids. NCBI's taxonomy places the organism in Eukaryota, Metazoa, Arthropoda, Insecta, Diptera, Culicidae.